Durusdinium trenchii is the source of this 1152-nucleotide messenger RNA. NCBI's taxonomy places the organism in Eukaryota, Dinophyceae, Suessiales, Symbiodiniaceae. The record is from the annotation of a GenBank genome assembly.
CCAUACAUUGAGUAUUAACCAGCUAAAACACCUUACGUUGGAAGUGGCCAUGGUUGCUGGGAAGGGUGCCCCUUUCCAGAAUUAUGAGUAUUUGAUCAGAGCGGAAAUUGAUGCUCGGAGACGCCAGAUUGCGGAUGCGAAUGACCAGCUUGAGCAGGAGAGCCACAAGGAUCUCAAGGACAAUGGAAGUCGGAAGAGGCUUCUGAUUGGGACUGGUCUUUUGCCAAGCCAAUAUCAUAGGAUGACAGAUGUCAACGACGUUGGUUCUUACACAAGAGCAUACUGGUGGGGCAUGGCCCAUUCGUGGCAGUCUAAUUUCGGCCUGGAAGGCUUUUCUGAAGUGGAGGAGACAAAAUGCCGUGCCCUUCUCUCUCCGACUUCACCACCUGUGAUGUUGCUGGAGCUGAACAGCAAGCACACUUUCAACAUGCUUGACCCAGUGCUCUGCACCGAUUUCAUGAUGAUGAUGGAUGCAUAUCACAUGCACUUGACAAGAAGUACUUCCAGGAGCCACACGCCUUUGGCCGCUGUUCUUCAGGGAGCAGGUCCUCAUCUCUGCCCUGGAGGCAACCACCAUCCAGUGGCUCCAGCUGGAGCUACACCUUUUCAGAUGGCUUCAGUGGCAGCGAAUUCUCUAUUUGCCCUCAGAAUGAAGGAGCUUUGCAUUCCCACGGUAGUUGCCAUCACCGGCAAUGCGAUUGGUGGAGGUGUUGCAGUGUCUCUCAAUGGGACAGAGAGGGUGAUUGCUCAGAACGGCUCAGCAGCCUUUGGAAACCUCAGCAGAGGUGCUUGCCCAAUCAUGAUGCUUUCCAAGCACCUUCCACAGCAUGUUGGCCUCACGGCUGCGAUUGACAUAUACCUCACAGACUCUACCUUCAGUGCCAAUGCUGUACAGAAGGCUGGGAUGGUCAGUCGCAUUGCUUCUGAUAUCAGGACUACCAAGGCGACCGCCCUUGCCAUGGCCCGAAAGUUGGCCUCAUUCCCUGGUGCUCGACUUGCAGUCAUGGUACAGCCUCCUCUUUCUGCUGAGCGGUACGAGGACGAGGCCUAUGGAAUUUACACGUGUUCACGCUUGGGCCAAAUGCACUUUCCAGGUCAAGCGAAAGCUUAGAUCCAGGUGACUCUUCCAGCAAGGCCGAUACGAUUGAAACA